UUUUCAGGAAUUUACUGAUACUACUAUAUAUAAUGAAACUUAUCUAGAAAUACUUUAUAAUAUUGUUAAUAUUCCUUAUAAACGUGUUUAUAAAUCUUUAAAUCAACAAAAGAAAUAUGUAACGGCUAAUAGACUUUCAAAAAAAGCGAUUCAAAUAGGAUUAGAUGUAGGACCAUCGGCAAUACAAGAGUUAAACAGUUUUAUGAAGGACUUUAUAACAAAACACGCGCCAAAGAAUAAUCAAAAAUUACUGCGAAGAAACUCUAAAGAAGAAUCAUCUCGAAGAAACCCUAAAAGAACGUUAUCAGCUAAAACUUAUAAUAUACAAAGCAGUUCUGAUGAAUCUGACUGUUGUGAAUCUUCUGACUCAAAUUAUAAUGAUAAUAAUGAAUCAUAUUCUCAAGAUACUGAGAAUAUAGACCCAUUAUUAAUUCAGAAUCCUAUUGUUUACGCAAGAAAAGGUGCUCCACACAAAACAUGGUUUAAGGGAUCACAAGAGAUAAAACAAAAAAAUAAAGAGCAUCAGAAAACUAAAGAGCAAAAACCAACUGAAUGUCAGCAGUGCCAUAAAUCUGGACAUAAUAAAGCUGGCUGCGAAAAAUAG
Racocetra persica is the source of this 604-nucleotide messenger RNA. Lineage: Eukaryota; Fungi; Glomeromycota; Glomeromycetes; Diversisporales; Gigasporaceae. The record is from the annotation of a GenBank genome assembly.